UUAGAGUUUCCUCUAUAAAAAUUAGUUUUUUAAUACAGUAGUUUCAAUUAAUUAAUUUUUCGUCGAAGAAACGUGUAUAAAGUUGCUCAAUUUCUGUAAAUUUUGGGUAUCAUUUUCCAAGACCUCCGUCCUUCAGCGGUUCCUUACUUAUUUUCAAUUCCAAAGCCAUUUACGUAUUUAUUGACCACUAUCUCGCCUCUUCAUACCUGAUAAACGUUCGUGCUUCCGCUGAAAAUUGUACGUCGAAAGCUCUCAAUUGCAUGUGCAACUCAAACCUCAACUAGUUAUCUUUCGUACUCCUUCUGUAACUGAUUCCAUUUCCCCUUGAAAUAUUUCACCACUUACAUCUCACAACAACAACUCGAUCCAGUUGAUGUGCAUUUUUGGUUACCGCACUCUCUUCUCCUUCAACCGUGAGUAAAACCUAUCGGCCUCCAUCGUUUUAUGUUCAUACCUCCGUCACAAAACAAAUUCGUCCUCCUCGAUUCUCGGCUAAUUUCUGAGCGGUAAUUUCUGUGAUGUAUCGGUUAUCACAACUGAGGAGGUACGGCGGAUCCCAAUCCACCACGCAGUUUGGCAGCUCAAAACGCGACAAAGAAAAGGAAAUGGGUUCUGCCUCGACCGUCUCUUCGGCCACCUCUUCCCGACCAACGAGAACCGCCGAUGAUUCUAUGGUCAAAUCGAGGGAAGGGCGACCCGACCAAUACACUAAUUUAACAACCUCUGAUAAACCUUCGAGUGAAGUGUCCUCUUCGUCCAUUGUCGGAAGAGAUCAGAACUCCCCUUCUACACAUGGUAGAGCUACCACUGAGCUGUCGAAGGUUGUUUCUUCUACCUACUCCAGCAGUGACCUUCACUCUUCCUCCAACUAUGAAAAGCCUGCUGAUCUACCAACUUUUGCUUCCACCCAUGAGAAAACCACUGAUGAACCUUAUUUUUCAGCCAGCAUCGAUAAGUCAAAAGAUGAACCUUCCUGCCCCAAAGACAGCAAGAAAACAAGUCAACCUACGUAUAGUGCUACUAUACCAGAUAUACCAGAUACAGAUUCAUCUAACAAGUGUUGUGAAUCCGAUGCUCAAGAAAGUAGAUCGUCCAGCAAAAAUCAUGCGAAGGACUUGAUUGCUUCGCAUGUAAAUGCGUACAGCGGGCUAUUAACUCCAGAAGAAUCAUUCGCGACAGAGCCUGAUAUUUCUCACUCAAAAUCAACUUCAGAACAAAUCGUGUCACCAAUGAACAACACAGCAAACUCAUCAAACGAGUCAAGAGUUCCCACGAAGUCUCCUUCGAAUGUGAAUGAAUUCCGGAAAUGUUCUUCCCCGAGUCGGAACGCAAGCUGCGGCGAGGCGGUGCCAGAGAUCUCUGUUGUAGCUGAUGAUAAGAAAGAAGAAGAGGAGUCCGAAGAAGAAGAAGAAGAUGACUUAGUGAAGGAAGAAGAAGAAAAAAACUCCAAGCAAAAUUUUGACACUGAAAAGAUUGACAUGGACGGCGAAACAUGCGAUAAAGAAGACUACAAUAACACGAUCUCUGUUGUAGUUGAUGAUAAGAAAGAAGAAGAAGAACAUGAGUCCGAAGAAGAAGAUGAUGAUCUAGCGGAGGAAAUGGAGGAGAAAGACUCAAAGCAAAAUUUUGACACUGAAAAGACCGACAUGGAUGACGAAUACGAUGAAGAAGACUACAAGAAAGAUGAUUCGACAAACGGCGAAGAGGAUUCAGAAGAUGAAAUGGAAGGAGCUGUUGCAGACGCCGAUCAGAAUGAUUCCGGCUACGAUUCUUACGAAGGCAAGAAAGGCAGCAGCGCCAAAAACCAAGCCAAAUCUCGUCUGCCCGACCAUGCCGUUCAGCCGAACUCAGUCUCUCCAGGCUCGUCAGGAACAACGUCACCCACUCACCCAUCGUCACCAAGUUCUGACGAUUUAAAAGACGAGAAAAGUCCACCCCAGACGUCGCUUUCCGACGACUCCGCUGAUAUUAAGUCCAACAAGUCCUCAAGUAAAGACUCUUCGCCACACAAGAAAAAGAAACCCACAGCAGAUCCAGAAAAACCUGCGGUCGUUCCUACACCUACAGAGGUUGUCACCAACCCGCUGCUGCAAGACGCCAUGCCGAAGGAUAAACCUUUUGACUUCAGAGAAUUCCUGGAGAGCAAGAAGGAAGACUUCGAGGAGAGAUGGAAGAAGCCUGAGAAG
Molecule: messenger RNA, 2186 nt
Organism: Hyalella azteca
Lineage: Eukaryota; Metazoa; Arthropoda; Malacostraca; Amphipoda; Hyalellidae
Product: RNA polymerase-associated protein LEO1
Exons: 3
Source: RefSeq, a predicted model, not a curated record